AUGAGUACCGUUAAAAUACCUCAACCAGCUCCGUCAUGGGACCUUUCUCCAGCCCAAAUAAAUGACAAGGUUCAAACUGCCCUUGAAUCAGCAGCCCGUAUGUUUGCUGAAUUGGCAAAUGUUAAACUUCCCACAGUGGAGACCGCAGCAUACGUGCUUGAGGUUAAGACGGCUAAAAAUGUGGAUAAUGUGAACUCAUUUCUAAACGAUCUUCGUGAGAAAUUAAAGCCAGCCAGCGCUGACAACUGGAGACCCUAAAGAAGCUCAAAGAGCAGGAGUGUAAGGAACUAGGGAAUUUUUACGAUGGGGAAUUAUACAGCCAAGAUCUAUGCUACUAUGAGCAAAAGCUCCUCCGGGACAACUUUAGUGUGGAUGAAGAAGAGACCGCACAGUACUUUCCACUGGAGCAUACCAUUAAAUUCAUGCUAGACACCUACAACACUCUCUUUAGGCAUAAUUUUGUGGAAGAAACAGAACCCGCGACGCGCAAUGUGUGGCAUGAGGAUGACAAACAGUAUUCCGUUUGGAAAAUGGAUGACUAGGAUGCCCCCCAGUUCACCGGUUGGUUGUACUUUGACUUGCACCGAGAGACGGUAAGUUUGGGCACCUUGCAUGCUUCGACAAUGUGUAUACGGAUAUGAGCGAAGAAGGCUCCAGGGUAUAUCCCGUCACGUCGCUGGUCUGUAACUUCUCCAACCCCUCAAAGGAAAAGCCUGCUCUGUUGAAGCACUACGAGGUUCAGGCGUUCUUUCACGAAUUGGGGCACGGUAGCCAUAAACUACUAUGUGCUCCUGAACUCUGCUGCAGCUCGUCGUGGGUUCCAAGGGACUUUAUUGAGGCGCCAUCCCAGAUGCUCGAAUACUGGAUAUGGCGCAAGGAUGUCAUCACUGACCUGUCCAAACACUAAGAGACAGGUGAGCGUAUACCCGAAUCCUUGGUCGACUGCAUGGUCAAGUCGAAGCGCGCCAAUGCCGCCAUAGAUAACUUGAUACAAGUCUUGCCUUACUUGACAUGGCUGUGCACAAGCACGUGGGUAGUUAUGAGACUCUCGACCUGAAUGCGCUAUGGAACAAUCUAUGUGAGGACGUCAUUUUGAUCAAGAAUCCAGAGCCAACGAGGGCCUACUGCUCGUUCUCCCAUAUCGUUGAGGGAUACGCCGCAGGCUACUACGGCUAUCAAUGGUCCAAAGUCUUUGCCGCUGAUAUGUACUUCUCCCGCUUUGAGAAGGCCCAUUUGGAUCCCACUCUUGGCAAGCUAUACGGUGACACUAUCAUAGCUCGCGGUGGCCUCUACGAGAUGGAAGACAACCUGGGCGAGUUCUUGGACAGAGAACCCAAUAACGAGGCGUACCUCAGAGAUCAGGGCCUAGCCUAA
Molecule: messenger RNA, 1374 nt
Organism: Eremothecium gossypii ATCC 10895
Lineage: Eukaryota; Fungi; Ascomycota; Saccharomycetes; Saccharomycetales; Saccharomycetaceae
Source: the annotation of a RefSeq genome assembly